GUAAGUGAGAACAUAAGAAGACAACAAAGCUUUUCAGAAAUGAGCACUUCGUUUAGCUGAUCUUGCCUCAUAGAACUUAGAGUUUUUUCUUUUAUACAACAUUAGUGCCACAUUCUGCCAUUUGCAAUGGACAAUCAGCCGGUGUACAAAAAUUCAAACUUAGCUAGGGAUUCUGCCAUUGAAAGGUCAUCACCCUCUUCUCUUUGUCAGAAUGUUUGUCAGGGUCCAUGUCAGCAUAGAUUUGCUCUGAAACUUGGCUGUGCUGGGAUUAUUCUUCUUGCCUUGACUGUGAUUGGGUUGAAAAUUUCAGUGAUACUCUUAAUACAAAACUCAUCAAAAGGAAAAAGCAGUGUGGAUUCCCAAGAAAAGAGGACGGAAACAACAGAGAGACCAGUUCUGUUAACGUGCCCAAUGCAUUGGCAACAAAUCCGACAUAAAUGCUUAUAUCUUCAUGAAACUUCCAAAUCUUGGAAUGACAGUCUAGCUGACUGUUCCACAAGAGAAUCCAGUCUACUGCUUAUUCAAGAUCGGGAAGAAUUGAGACUCAUACAAAACCUGAUAAACGAAGAAGGAAUUCUGUUUUGGAUUGGAUUAAAUUUUACAUUAUCAGAGAAGAGCUGGAAGUGGGUAAAUGGAUCCUUUUUAAACUCUAAAAUAUUACCCAUUUUUGGUGAUGUUAAAGAAGGCUGCUGUGUUUACCUAUCAAAGACACAAUGUAUUUCUGAUUACUGUGCUGCAAAAAAUAGAUGGAUCUGCCAAAAAGAACUAAAACCUGUCAGAAACAAAGGAAUAUAUUCUUCCAAUUGACUAGACAUCCCCUUCCAUCUCUUUAAUUUCUAUUUCAUAUCUCUGUCAUUUUAACUGUAUAUAUUGUCAUAGUGGCUCCAUGCGCAUUUUGUGGUACAAAGUGAAUACACACUGAGAAUUCUAAUUUUUGUGAAUUUUACAAAAGUUCAUGUCUAACCUCCUCAUUAAAUAACUGAGAAAACAUAUACCUAAAGAAAAGAUGUCUCAGGGCAUGUGCUCGGGAGUCAGAUAGGUGGAUCAUAUGGUAGUUCUAUUUUUCAGUUUUUUAAGGAACUGCCAUACCGUUCUCCGUAGUGGCUGUAUCAAUUUACAUUCCCACCAGUAGUGCAGGAGGGUUCCCUCUCCUCCACACGCUCUCCAGCAUUUCCUGUUUGUAGAUUUUGUUCAUGAUGGUCAUUCUGACGGGUGUGUUAGUGUUGACAUAAAUACACAACCAUAUGUAAAAUGGAUAGCUAGUGGGAAGCUGCUAUAUAGCACAGAGAACUGAGCUCAGUGCUCUGUGAUGACCUAGAACAGUCUGAUGGGGAGGGGUGCAGGCAGAAGGCUCAGGACGGAGGGGAUAUAUAUAUAUAUACUUAUAGCUGAUUCACUUCAUUGUACAGCAGAAGCUAACACAACAUUGUAAAAUAAUCCAUUCUCUGGACUCUUAAAUCGGAGAUCCAUUACUAAAGGAAUUUGGGGAAAGGAACUUAACUCUUCCCCAUCAUUGCAAAGUUCUUUUCAUUUUCAUUUUAUCCCUGCUUUUUUUAAAAUUAAAUUUUAUUGGAGUGUAAUUGCUUUAUAAUGUUGUGUUAGUUUCUACUGUACAGCAAAUUGAACCAGUCUUACGUAUACAUUUAUCCCUUCCCUUUAGGACUUCCUUCCCACAGUGCAUUAAUUAGAGUUCCAUAUGCUAUGCACUGUGCACCAGGUACCAAUUUCUUUUUGGCAGUAGAUACCAAUUUCAGGAGGACAAUUUUUCCACCAACCAGGGAGGGAGUUAUGGUUUCAGGAUGAUUCAAGUGCAUUACAUUCACUGUACAUUUGUUUAUUUAUUUCUAUUAUCAUUAUAUCAGCUCCAUCUCAGAUCAUCAGACAUUAGAUAUGGGA
Molecule: messenger RNA, 1896 nt
Organism: Bubalus bubalis (water buffalo)
Lineage: Eukaryota; Metazoa; Chordata; Mammalia; Artiodactyla; Bovidae
Product: killer cell lectin-like receptor subfamily B member 1
Exons: 6
Coding region: 127-807 (226 amino acids)
Source: RefSeq, a predicted model, not a curated record